AUGGUUUGCCCUCAAGGUAUGGUCAGAGGUGAUCAAGGUGUGGAGAAUGUAGACAUUGCCCGUUUCAUGUUUACUGUUCGAGGAACUGACCGAGCCAGUUUCAUUUCUGGGAAAAGCGUCCACAAUCAGAGAAUUGAACGACUAUGGCGUGACGUGUGGCUCGCAGUAACCAGUACAUAUUAUGAUGUACUGCACAGUCUGGAAGAAGAGGGACUACUGGACAUCUCAAACACGCUGUACAUCUUCCUGGUGCAUUAUUUGUUCCUCCCCCGUCUCCACUGUGACCUUCACACCUUUACUGAGGGCUGGAACCAUCACCCACUCCGCACAGAGGGAAACAUGACCCCUCAACAGUUGUGGCAGUUGGGCCUGCUGCAGAACAGCACAGAUGAGGCUGAUAAUGCUGAGGAUCUGCAAGAACUUGACAUAGACUGGGAGACUGCCCUUUACUGUAAUGAGUUCCACCAAGAAUCUGGGGUUGUUGUUCCUGAAUUUCCUUCACCCCUAACUGAGCAAGAUAUAAGACACCUUCAGGCAGUUGUGGACCCUACAGGCCCAUCCGACUCCCAUGGACAUGACAUUUACUGUCGUUGUCUUCAAAUCUUUCAGUGAAUGACGGGAACAUGGCCUUGGCCUGUUAUCCACUGGAGAAAGGCCCGUGGAGACAAUGACGGACAUCCAGCGAGGUGCAACCCAG
Molecule: messenger RNA, 697 nt
Organism: Scomber scombrus (Atlantic mackerel)
Lineage: Eukaryota; Metazoa; Chordata; Actinopteri; Scombriformes; Scombridae
Exons: 5
Coding region: 1-612 (203 amino acids)
Source: RefSeq, a predicted model, not a curated record